AGCCCAGUUGGGUUUUUAAAAGACAGUCAAACAACUUCAUAGUCAUUUUCACCGAUCCCAUUUUUUGAUUUCCAUAUCUUUGAAAAGUAUUAAAUAUUCAAACUGUCUUGGUGGGAUAUAAACUCACAUCCACUGGAUUAUUAGUUUAAGCCACAGGGUUACUGGUCCGGUAACAUGACUACAAGAUUGCCGUAUCAUAUUUGCCCUGCGUAUUUUUUUCCGCUGUUGUGGUGUUGCUUUACUCUAGAUAACAGUGUUUUCAUCUUGAGAGAGGCUUUGCUGGACUUGAAUUCAGUAGAUCAGAUAGUCUGCACUAUUCAGGCACCCUUCCACCUGUCACUUCAAUAAAGAAUGUAAGACGGUAGCUUGACAUAUUUUUGCAUACUCUGGAGCACAGCCAAGCACUAAAAGUGAAAGCUCAUCUGUGACGGGUACAUUUCCAUCUGUGGGAGUCAGAUGGGACCAGGGGCUUGUCCUGAAAUUGAAAUACCUCUCGUACUUUAGAAAUACCUUCCAGUCAACGUUCUAUAUAAAGCAGCUGAAAUCACUCUCAUUCAGCACUGGGUUAAAUCUCGACAAGGCUGAACUUCCAGUGCCUCACUCUCCGUGCUCCCCACACAACAAUGAACACUGAGCUCAGGUCCUCAAGACCAGUCAGCAAAGCCAUCAAGAAAUUCAGGUGCGUCUCAUUGGUGAGCAAUUUGACCAGGAACUGGCAGAAAUGGGCAAAUGACCAUUCGCACAAACAGAAAGCAGAGCCUCAAGGCUGGCUACCUGAGGGUUUUAAAGAUGAGGAUUCUGUCGAGCAUAAUAAGCAGCAAAGAUCAGUAAAGGUGCCCCAAGAUAAAUCCCAAAGCACCUUCAACAGUGGAAACGUGGAUUCCAGCAAGGAGCUAAAUGGAUCUCAAGGAACUGAAUCGACCAUCAGGACCAUUCAAGUCACUAAAACAGUUGGCAUCAGAUCCACUUCAGGAAGCAAUGAACUGGUGAGUUUCAUGGCCGAUCGGUUCAAUCAGGCGGUGCCAGAUGUGGCACCGAAACCAUUUUUGGGCAACAGGUCACCAACCAGAAGGCGGUUAUGUCAGAACAAGGCAUCAGACAUCUCAGAAUCAUGGGAGAAGGAAGGGAAAGAUCUAUUCAACUCCAACAGCAGUGUGGACAGCAAAGGCAGAAGCAAUGGGGGAGAGAAAAGGAAAGAGGGAAGUGAGGAAGAGUCCAAGGAGAAUGAUGGGGUAGCUGACCGAGGGAAGAGGAUGAGGUCAAUCCCACGUGCCCAGGUGCGCGCAAUGGAAGACCUGAAGAAGGUCUGGCUGAGGUGGGCUGAGGAUCACAUCGAGAGGCAAAAGACCAACCCUUUCAGUGAUGACUUUGACUACGAUUACGCCAAAGGCCUCCGAUUGAAGAAGGGAGAUCAAGGCUACGGGCAGCCGAAGGAGGGUUCCAAGACAGCGGAGAGAGGCCAGCGAGCUCAGCAACAUGUCCAGAAAGAAAUGAAGGAGAUGUGCUUCAUUAUCAGGAACAUGGGGAUCGAGGGGAGGGAUGGGAAGACCAGGGUUACCUUUGGUGAACUGUUUGACAGAUAUGUCACCGUCUCAGAUAAAGUCGUUGGGAUUUUGAUGAGGGCUAGGAAACAUGGACUGCUGGAUUUUGAGGGUGAAAUGUUAUGGAAGGGAGAGCACGAUGAUAUCGUUAUUACUCUUAAUGAUUAACGAUGGGCCAGAGGUUUAGAAUCAAAUGCAUUGCACUUGCACUGUUUGGUUCUUAAAGAUUUCUUUCAAAAUGAAAGCACGUUAUCUCCUUGAUUUAGAUUGGUUGGGUUUGAAACUCCAAACAUGUAGACUGUUUUGUAUUUUCUUUCAAUGGUUGCAUUUCUGAUUUAUUAUGUCAGCUGUUUUAAUCAAAAUAAAGAAGAGUUGUGCUGAA
Molecule: messenger RNA, 1923 nt
Organism: Carcharodon carcharias (great white shark)
Lineage: Eukaryota; Metazoa; Chordata; Chondrichthyes; Lamniformes; Lamnidae
Gene: abraa
Product: actin binding Rho activating protein a
Exons: 1
Coding region: 624-1709 (361 amino acids)
Biological process (GO): positive regulation of transcription by RNA polymerase II; positive regulation of Rho protein signal transduction
Cellular component (GO): sarcomere
Molecular function (GO): actin binding
Source: RefSeq, a predicted model, not a curated record